GUCCUUUUAAUCUUUUUCUCUAUGUUUUAUUUGUUAAUUAUGUAGAUAUUCCUUUUCCAUACAUUUAUAAAAUUACGACUUAUGAUAACACUAUCAAUUUAACAAUGACGUUAAAAGCAUAUUUGACUCCAAAAUCAAGUUUAAUUAAUGACUUCUACUAUUUUAACAAAUAAAAAAAUCACCCCAAAUAUUAUUUUUAGAAUUAUUGGAUAAAUAAACAUGGAGUACAUACCCAAAAAACUGCAUCAAAUCGGAUGGGAUAUAUCCAAAUGUGACUACACGAUAACGUGACUACACGGGUAAGAAUCGAUCUGGGGGUGGUGAGAGAGAUAGAUCUAGGGCUUUUAUUCUCUUCUUUUUAUUCGAGAGAGAGAUCGAGAGAGGGGAAGGAGAACUGCAGGGCUUCUUCUUCUUCUUCUUCCUCUUAUUCAAGCCAUCGCUCGACUUGCCUAGACGAUGACAUCAGAAGAAGAGGUACGGAACAGAAGAAUAGCUCUGUGCAGGAGAAUCUGGACCGUGGAGGUAGCAUACAAGGACGGAGGAAAGGUUCAUGUCAAAACAGGAGGCUGCGUGUGUGUCGACCCACGAGGGCUGAUACUGACAGUCGAACAAAUCUUGCCACAGGUUUGCACAUUCGAGACAAUUCGUGGCAGGAAUGUUGACGGAGUGGAUUUAGGGAUGGUGGUGUUUUUGUGGCUUCUGAUCCGGGCUGCAGUCUGGGUCUAUUUUGGACGGGGAUGAGGUCAGAUGAAGAGUUCGAAUUCUUCAAUUUGGAGGAAGAGAAUAACGCAAGCAUUUCCAUGUGGGACAAUGUGUUUGCUUUUGUCAUUCGUCUCAAUAUUCCCUACUCCUAUUUUGAAAUCCUAUUUUGAAAGGCUCGUAGAUCUGUUGUUUAUGUUGUGACUUAUGACUUACGAGGUACUGUGUUUUACUAUAAAAUGUACACUCGUAUUAUUGUGAUUUAUUUUUAGGCUUGUUUUAGCUCAAUUUGAAUUCAUGUGAUAAAAUUUAGGAUUGAAAUUUCAAGUUGUAAUUAUUUAAUUACCCAAUAGAAUACUUAGACACCUUGACACAAAUCACAAUAAAAAGUUAAACUCAACCCAUUAGCUUGUUCAUUUCAAGUUCUUACUAACCCAUU
Cuscuta campestris is the source of this 1138-nucleotide messenger RNA. The record is from the annotation of a GenBank genome assembly. Lineage: Eukaryota; Viridiplantae; Streptophyta; Magnoliopsida; Solanales; Convolvulaceae.